CUCUCCAGGGUCCGUUUCCCUUCGGAGCCGAAACCCUAGCCGCCGCCGCCGCCGCCGAUCGCAAGUCGGCUCAGAUGGGUGGCAAGUGCCCACACCGCAAGGUCAAGAAGCGCCGUCUCUCUCACAAGACGGCGCGCCGCGGCAAGUUCCUCCUCAACGCCGACGACGCCGUCUACGACGAGCUCGUCAAGCUCGCCGACAAGGGGAAGGACUGCGAAGGCAAGGCUCUCCCCGUCGACGAGGACCUCCCCGGCAUGGGACAGUUCUACUGUCUCCACUGCGAUCGGUACUUCGCGGAUGAGACUGUGAAGGAGGAUCACUACCGCUCCAAGCGCCACAAGAAAAGGGUGAAGACAUUAUCUGGACCAGCCCCACACACGCAACUAGAUGCUGAUCUUGCUGCUGGAAUGGGAAUGCCUGACAAUGGCUUGAAGCUUAUGUCCACAUGAAAUCCGUACUAGUUGUUUGAUUUUCUCCUUGCUACCGUACAUCUGUACUAGCCCUCAUAGAUAAGUUAUGAGGCCGUGGCUGUUGGUCCAAGAGUACUUAAGAGUGUCUGUUUUACCUGCCUCAUGUUGUCCAACUUGUGUAUGGAUUAAAAUCAGUUACCGAUCAGCAUUCGUAAUAUAAUGUCUUCAUCAAUUAGCUCCA
Molecule: messenger RNA, 651 nt
Organism: Lolium rigidum
Lineage: Eukaryota; Viridiplantae; Streptophyta; Magnoliopsida; Poales; Poaceae
Product: zinc finger protein 593 homolog
Exons: 3
Coding region: 75-449 (124 amino acids)
Molecular function (GO): nucleic acid binding; zinc ion binding
Source: RefSeq, a predicted model, not a curated record